GUGGGCGGCAUCAGGUUUGUGCUCAGGAGAGCAUCUUGGUCCUAAGGGGAGGCUGCCGAAACAGACGGAGUGUGCAAACCAGGAAAGUUGUUGAAACCAUGAGUGUGGGGUUCAUCGGUGCUGGACAGCUUGCCUUCUCUCUGGCCAGGGGCUUUACUGCAGCAGGGAUCUUGGCUGCUCAUAAGAUCACAGCAAGUUCACCAGACACUGAUCUCCCAACAGUGGCAGGGAUGAGGAAAAUGGGUGUGAAUUUCACCAUAAGUAACAAAGAGACAGUUAAAAACAGCGAUGUCCUAUUUUUGGCUGUGAAACCUCCCAUUAUUCCAUUUAUUCUGGAUGAAAUUGGCUCGGACAUAGAGGAUCGGCACAUCGUGGUCUCAUGUGCUGCUGGUGUCACUAUCAGGUCUAUUGAGAAGAAACUUUCUGCCUUCUGCUCCACUCCAAAAGUAAUCAGAUGCAUGACCAACACACCAGUGAUUGUACGAGAAGGGGCCACAGUUUACGCUACAGGGACACAUGCUGAAGUGGAAGAUGGGAAGCUCUUAGAACAGCUGAUGGCCAGCGUCGGCUACUGCACUGAGGUGGAAGAAGACCUGAUUGAUGCUGUCACUGGACUGAGUGGCAGUGGACCCGCUUAUGCAUUCACAGCCCUAGAUGCCCUGGCAGAUGGAGGGGUGAAGAUGGGUCUUCCCCGCAGGCUAGCUGUCCGACUGGGAGCUCAAGCCUUGCUGGGAGCUGCCAAGAUGCUCUUGGAUUCUGAACAGCAUCCUGGACAGCUGAAGGACAAUGUGUGCUCGCCAGGGGGUGCUACCAUCUAUGCCCUGCACUUCUUGGAGAGUGGUGGUUUCCGAUCGCUGCUCAUCAAUGCUGUGGAGGCAUCUUGCAUCAGAACGAGGGAACUGCAGUACAUGGCUGACCAGGAGACUGUCUCCCCAGCUGCCAUCAAGAAGACUUUAAUGGAUAAAGUGAAGCUAGAGUCUUCUGCUGCCAACAAAGUCAGCCUGUUCAACAAAAACAAUCCUGGCAACAAGAAGUUCUGAGAAGACUCUGGGCCUCCCAUGGCCAUGCUUUCUUUUGUCUUUCUAGGGAAUCUGUAGUUCUAGACAUUUCCGGGAGGCCCUGUCCUGGAUUCAGGGUUGCAGAAAAGUGGUUUUAGCUUCCAAGUGAGAUUAUCAGAGGCUAGUAGGGACCAGCAUUUCUGCAGGUGAGGGGAGGCAACAUUGCCAACACUUCCGACGGGGGUGGGUGGGGUGGCCAUGUGCUUCCCGUUGUAGUAGUUAUUGUAGAGUUGUUCUGCUUUUUUAUGCUGCCCUUUCUCCAGGGACCUCAGGAGCAAUGCAUGUGGGUUAGGCCUCUUCCUGUCUCCCGUUUGUUUUCACAACAAACAUGUGAGGUAAGGUAAAGAAGCAAUUGCUGGGCAGGUCACCUCAGAAACUUCAUGGCUAAACAGGGACUUAAAUCUAGAUCUCCUGGCCCCAAACUGAUACUCUUAUCUUUUGCACCAUGCUCUGUUAGGCUGGUGGGCAAAAACUAGUAUUCUUAAUUUAAGGAAUCAGACUGGAACCCGAGCUGAGACCGGGAAGGGCUGGUUGAUGCUUGUUGCCUGUGGCCUAUCUCAUUCUCAUCACAGCAGGGCUGCUGGCCAGUACGUAUGUCAUUCUGGAGCCUUGUUUAUAAUCUUUAUUGUUCGCUACACACCUUUGCUAUGCCUCACUUCAUCAUUUAAUAUCUGGAAUCCAGCUGCACAGUGCCUACUAUGCUUCUCACAACAGUACAGGAAGAGUUUGCAGUGUUGCUCCAUCUGCCCCUCUCCAUCUCCCUACCUUCUGAAUCUUGGUGAGGUGGGGAAGCUCUUGUAUUAGAAGUGGGUGUCCUCUGAGAUUACAUGACAAGAGUUGGCAGAAGUACAGCUCCAGUCUCUCACUCUAAGGCUGGCUAGGGAGUGAUCCAUUUUUAAAUUGUUCCAGUUCAUGCCGAUAAGGGUUGAAUAACUGGUUCAGCACACCUGUGGAACUUAUUCAGUUUGGUUUGCAGGGGAGUAAAAACAAUGAAUAGAAUAGCAGUGAGUUACAAGUGGUGAUGGAGCAAAUUUAAUGGGUCAACUGUUAACUAUAACCAGUGAGCAAUGUUCCCUCUAAGCUGUGGAGUCUUGUGAGCAAA
Molecule: messenger RNA, 2160 nt
Organism: Gekko japonicus
Lineage: Eukaryota; Metazoa; Chordata; Lepidosauria; Squamata; Gekkonidae
Gene: PYCR1
Product: pyrroline-5-carboxylate reductase 1
Exons: 8
Coding region: 99-1040 (313 amino acids)
Biological process (GO): L-proline biosynthetic process
Molecular function (GO): pyrroline-5-carboxylate reductase activity
Source: RefSeq, a predicted model, not a curated record